This is a messenger RNA of Mus musculus (house mouse), 3829 nucleotides long. RefSeq names its product artemin (gene Artn). Gene Ontology annotation, cellular component: extracellular region. The coding region runs from base 2466 to 3062 and encodes 198 amino acids. The transcript has 4 exons. Gene Ontology annotation, molecular function: receptor tyrosine kinase binding; growth factor activity; glial cell-derived neurotrophic factor receptor binding. The record is from RefSeq and is a predicted model, not a curated record. NCBI's taxonomy places the organism in Eukaryota, Metazoa, Chordata, Mammalia, Rodentia, Muridae. Gene Ontology annotation, biological process: peripheral nervous system development; glial cell-derived neurotrophic factor receptor signaling pathway; nervous system development.
GGAGAGCAGUUCAGUGCUCUUACCCACUGAGCUGUCUCUCCAGCCCCAUGGGUAGUUCUUCAAGGUCCACAGAGGUGCUGGUACAUGAUCAGGGCACAUCGGGUCCAUGCACUGGGUACCCUUCCCCACUCUCAGCAUCUGUUUUUGCACGUAUUGGUUGGCAAAUACCAAGUUGUCAUCAUUAGCCCAACUGCCUUCACUUUACUCCCGGCUACAAAUUUAGCUGCUUCUGGGGCAUUUCUAGCAGGAGAGUCCACAGACCCUUCUAAUUCAGCAUGUCCAACACUGGUUUCACAUGUCCCCCUCCCCCAACCGCCAACCCCACAUCUGACCCUCUCCUAGGGAAAGCCAGUUCCUAGAAUUUUACCACCUCACUUUGUCCAAUCAGGCAAAAAGGAAUGUAGGGGAUUGGGUCCUGGAACCCCCAACUCCCCACAACCCUGCUCAGGGUUUAUCUUAUUGUCCCCAGCAGCCUGCAUCCCUCUUCUGUCUUGCUUGUCUCAAAACCACACUCUCUCCAGUGCAGGCAUUCAACGAAAAUGACCACACUCAGACUAGGUCAGUAGUUUCCAGCAUCUUCGUGAUGAACUCCAGACUAGUUGGUAGAACAAUUCUGAUCAUGGCCAUCAACCAACCUCCAGACACCUGCCAAAUUGCCUCAUCGCAUCUCAGACUCCAGUUCAAUACUCUGAGGUCCUCUGAUUCUUCAUCCCUGGUCGCACCCACCCCCCACCCCCAACACACACACAAUCAUUCACUGCCUUCACUGGAUGUGCGCGAGUCCCUCUGAGGCCCCGACCCUAAAACUGAGCAAACAGGGUAUCCUUGGACCGUGGGAGCCCAACGCAGAGCCCUGUCGCUCCGAGGCAGCUGAACCUUCUGAGGGUCCCGGAGUCACCACUUGAGGAUACAGAGUAGCUAGCCAGAACCCCCAUGUCUGCGCAGCCCAAGUUGGAACUCUCCUUCAGGCUGCCCCUCCUUCGCCGCCCUCCCUCGCGCUCUCCCGCCCUCGGCCAGGCCUCCCAGUUCCCUACUUUGCUUGACUACCAACUUCGAAUUCCCAGUUUCAGCGUCUCGCUGCAGCCCGCGAUCUCUACUCUGCCUCCUGGGGUCUUCUCCAAAUGUCUAGCCCCCACCUAGAGGGACCUAGCCUAGCCAGCGGGGACCGGAUCCGGAGGGUGGAGCGGCCAGGUGAGCCCUGAAAGGUGGGGCGGGGCGGGGGCGCUCUGGGCCCCACCCCGGGAUCUGGUGACGCCGGGGCUGGAAUUUGACACCGGACGGCGGCGGGCAGGAGGCUGCUGAGGGAUGGAGUUGGGCUCGGCCCCCAGAUGCGGCCCGCGGGCUCUGCCAGCAACAAGUCCCUCGGGCCCCAGCCCUCGCUGCGACUGGGGCUUGGAGCCCUGCACCCAAGGUAAGCCAGCCUUCUUGCCCAUCCCCUUGAUGGACGCUCAAAGGGCAGGAGAAAGGGCAGAAAGGUCUUCCUCCCCACUUUUCUCUCAGCCUCUCUCUUCUGGGCCCUCAGCGCAGCUCUUUGCCCCUCCCAGCCCCUCCAGUUCUUGUCGCUAGCUUCUUGGACUGUGUUAACCCUCCUGGCUGGCUGUAAUGUGAGGCUCCCGCUGCCGCCACAGGGCACAGACCGGCUGCCAAGGCCCCACUUUUAACUAAAAGAGGCGCUGCCAGGUGCACAACUCUGGGCAUGAUCCACUUGAGCUUCGGGGGAAAGCCCAGCACUGGUCCCAGGAGAGGCGCCUAGAAGGACACGGACCAGGACCCCUUUGGCUUGACAAGCUCUGCCCCCUGGUGGCCACAGGAAGCCAUGGUCCAGGCCCUGUGUUUUCAGAAGGACCAUCGCUUCCCCAGAUAAUAGGCAAGCUCUUGGGAGACAUCUGUGGGCAUAAGAGAGAAUUCAGGUGACACUGGGUCCAGAAAGAAGAUUGCAAGUCAUCAGAUAAUCCAAGUGACCAACUGACACUCAAAUUCUUCAGGGCUCUGCUUCCUCCCCCAAGGUAUGGAGUGAACGCUGAGCAUGGAGUGGAAGGAACUCAAGUUACUACUUUCUCCAACCACCCUGGUACCUUCAGCCCUGAAGUACAGAGCAGAAGGGUCUUAGAAGACAGGACCACAGCUGUGUGAGUCUCCCCCCUGAGGCCUUAGACGAUCUCUGAGCUCAGCUGAGCUUUGUUUGCCCAUCUGGAGAAGUGAGCCAUUGAUUGACCUUGUGGCAUCGCGAAGGAACAGGUCCUGCCAAGCACCUAACACAGAGAGCAAGGUUCUCCAUCGCAGCUACCGCUGCUGAGUUGACUCUAGCUACUCCAACCUCCUGGGUCGCUUCGAGAGACUGGAGUGGAAGGAGGAAUACCCCAAAGGAUAACUAACUCAUCUUUCAGUUUGCAAGCUGCCGCAGGAAGAGGGUGGGGAAACGGGUCCACGAAGGCUUCUGAUGGGAGCUUCUGGAGCCGAAAGCUAUGGAACUGGGACUUGCAGAGCCUACUGCAUUGUCCCACUGCCUCCGGCCUAGGUGGCAGUCAGCCUGGUGGCCAACCCUAGCUGUUCUAGCCCUGCUGAGCUGCGUCACAGAAGCUUCCCUGGACCCAAUGUCCCGCAGCCCCGCCGCUCGCGACGGUCCCUCACCGGUCUUGGCGCCCCCCACGGACCACCUGCCUGGUAGGGGGACACACUGCGCAUUUGUGCAGCGAAAGAACCCUGCGACCCCCGCCUCAGUCUCCUCAGCCCGCACCCCCGCCGCCUGGUCCCGCGCUCCAGUCUCCUCCCGCUGCGCUCCGCGGGGCACGCGCGGCGCGUGCAGGAACCCGGAGCAGCCGCGCACGGACCACAGAUGCGCGCGGCUGCCGCCUGCGCUCGCAGCUGGUGCCGGUGAGUGCGCUCGGCCUAGGCCACAGCUCCGACGAGCUGAUACGUUUCCGCUUCUGCAGCGGCUCGUGCCGCCGAGCACGCUCCCAGCACGAUCUCAGUCUGGCCAGCCUACUGGGCGCUGGGGCCCUACGGUCGCCUCCCGGGUCCCGGCCGAUCAGCCAGCCCUGCUGCCGGCCCACUCGCUAUGAGGCCGUCUCCUUCAUGGACGUGAACAGCACCUGGAGGACCGUGGACCACCUCUCCGCCACUGCCUGCGGCUGUCUGGGCUGAGGAUGAUCUAUCUCCAAGCCUUUGCACACUAGACCCAUGUGUUGCCCUACCUGGAACAGCUCCACCGGGCCUCACUAACCAGGAGCCUCAACUCAGCAGGAUAUGGAGGCUGCAGAGCUCAGGCCCCAGGCCGGUGAGUGACAGACGUCGUCGGCAUGACAGACAGAGUGAAAGAUGUCGGAACCACUGACCAACAGUCCCAAGUUGUUCAUGGAUCACAGCUCUACAGACAGGAGAAACCUCAGCUAAAGAGAACUCCUCUGGGAGAAUCCAGAAAUGGCCCUCUGUCCUGGGGAAUGAAUUUUGAAGAGAUAUAUAUACAUAUAUACAUUGUAGUCGCGUUGCUGGACCAGCCUGUGCUGAAACCAGUCCCGUGUUCACUUGUGGAAGCCGAAGCCCUAUUUAUUAUUUCUAAAUUAUUUAUUUACUUUGCUGGUUUGUCAGAUCCUUUCCUGGACAUGGGGGAUGGUAGAAGAAGCUAGAUGAAGAUGUGCCCCACCCCACCCCCCCAUCCACAUUUUACACUUGACUCAGUAGUGCUACCUGGAUCGCCUACUUCUUGCCCCGCAGGUGUCUCUGAGAUGGAUGGGAGGCACACAUAGGUGACAAAGAUGCACAAUCCACAGUACUUGGGGCCUGGGGUACCUAUGGGAAAUAAACAAUAUAGUUUUCUAUGGAGAAAGGU